Molecule: messenger RNA, 5217 nt
Organism: Alosa sapidissima (American shad)
Lineage: Eukaryota; Metazoa; Chordata; Actinopteri; Clupeiformes; Clupeidae
Gene: znf710a
Product: zinc finger protein 710a
Exons: 5
Coding region: 1-2577 (858 amino acids)
Cellular component (GO): nucleus
Source: RefSeq, a predicted model, not a curated record
AUGAGAUCCCUGAAACACCUCAAACAUCACACCAGGAACAAUGUGCAGGAGGAGCAGCAGCAGAGGGAGGAAGAGGAAGAGGAGAGGGAGCGGGAGAGGCCUUCGAAGGUCCGCAGCCCGUCUGAAGUAAUGGAGCCUGAGCCAAAGGAGUCCCAGCAGCAGCAGCAGCCCCCGCCACAGGCCCAGCCAGUGGAUGUGGGCACGCAGACGGACCCGGUGGUGGUGCUGUCGCUGGCCCAGGCCGCCGUGCUGGGCCUCAUCUCCCAGAACGAGAUCUUCGGCGCCACCAUAGCCCCCAACGGCUUCUACACUGGCGAGCCCCGCGAGCACAUGCUGCUCUCUUCGCCUCCGCCACCUCCGCACCACCACCACCACCACCACCAACAACAACAACAACAACAACAACACCACCCACACCACCAUCAACACCACCACCCUCAUCACCACCUCUCACUACCCCACCCCCCGCCCGAGGCUCUGGAGUACGAGUACGCUGCUGAGAGCACCCUGAUUGGUGCCAACGGGGACUACCUGGCCCUUCCAGCAGGCAGCUCAGAGGAGAGGGGCCCGCGGAGACGGCCGGGGCCCAGGGGCCGGAUGCGGCGACCCCGCAGCAACGGGGAGGUGGAGGUGGCCGGCGGCGGAGGCGACCCGGAGGACCAGGAGCCAGCGAACAAGAUUCAGAUCCGCCAUGCGCACACCCCUAUCAGCGUGAAGGGAGAGGGGCCCGAGCACAUGGCACUGCCCGCCUGCGCGGGAGGCAGCCCGGGCAGAGGUGACCAGCCCAUGGACCUGGCACCCCAGAGGGGGCCCCUGAAGGAGGAGGCGUGCCACAGAGACUGCUCCGACUGUGGGAGUGGAGGAGGAGGAGGAGGAGGAGGUGCCAGCUAUCGUGGAGGCAGGGGGGAGAUGAUGAGGCCCCGGUCCAACCCGGGACGACCCGCCGAGCCGGGGAGAGGAGCCCGCGAGCGACAGGAGGGGGCACGCACGGGCAAAGUGGAGACCAUGGAAGAGGGCACCGCGGAGGACGCUGAGGACGAGCGCAUGCGCGGCUCGCUCCUGAAGAGCCCGGGACAGGACGAAGAGGACGAGGAGGCCGCCGCUGCCGCCGCCAGGGCUGAAGAGGAUGAUGAUGAUGAGGAGGAGGAGGAGCAGAGCAGCGCGCUGCGACGCUAUUACGAGUCCAGCGUGGUCGGCUACGAGGCGGCCGAGAUGGGCCUGCAGGGGGACUACGAGGAGGGGGGACCCGGGGGUGCGACGGCCGCGGCGGCGGCGGCAGCAGCGGCCGCCAUGCUGUGGGCGGACCACCCGGACGGCGAGGCUUCGCUGGGCCGGCGCAUGCAGAUCGACCGGCUGGACAUCAACGUGCAGAUCGACGAGUCCUACUGCGUGGACGUGGGCGAGGGCCUGAAGCGCUGGAAGUGCCGCCUGUGCGAGAAGUCGUACACAUCCAAGUACAACCUGGUGACGCACAUCCUGGGCCACAACGGCAUCAAGCCGCACGAGUGCCUGCACUGUGGCAAGCUCUUCAAGCAGCCGAGCCACCUGCAGACGCACCUGCUCACGCACCAGGGCACGCGGCCGCACAAGUGCACCGUCUGCAAGAAGGCCUUCACGCAGACCAGCCACCUGAAGCGCCACAUGCUCCAGCACAGCGACGUCAAGCCGUACAGCUGCCGCUUCUGCGCGCGCGGCUUCGCCUACCCGAGCGAGCUGCGCACGCACGAGGCCAAGCACGAGAACGGCCACUGCCACGUGUGCACGCAGUGCGGCCUGGAGUUCCCGACGCACGCGCACCUCAAGCGGCACCAGGCCAGCCACCAGGGGCCCGCCACCUUCCAGUGCCCUGAGUGCCACAAGUCGUUUGCCUACCGCAGCCAGCUGCAGAACCACCUGAUGAAGCAUCAGAACGUGCGGCCGUACGUCUGCUCCGAGUGCGGCAUGGAGUUCGUCCAGAUCCACCACCUGCGCCAGCACGCGCUCACGCACAAGGUACUCGCACAGCAGGCCGCUGCCUCCGCCUCCGCCGCUGCCGCCGAGCACAAGGGUAUGAAGGAAUUCAAGUGUGAGGUGUGCUCGCGGGAGUUCACCCUCUCGGCCAACCUGAAGCGCCACAUGCUCAUCCACACCAGCGUGAGGCCCUUCCAGUGCCACGUCUGCUUCAAGACCUUCGUCCAGAAGCAGACCCUCAAGACCCACAUGAUUGUGCACCUGCCCGUCAAGCCCUUCAAGUGCAAGGUGUGUGGCAAGUCUUUCAACCGAAUGUACAACCUCCUGGGACACAUGCACCUCCACGCUGGCAGCAAGCCCUUCAAGUGUCCUUACUGCUCCAGCAAAUUCAACCUGAAGGGCAACCUGAGCCGCCACAUGAAGGUCAAGCACGGCAUCCUCGAUGGCUCGCCCGACGGACAAGACACUCUGCCAGAGAUGGAGGGGCAGGAUGACUACGAGGAGGAGGGCUUUGAGUUUAGUGAGAGGGAGAACCUGGCCAGCAACAACGCACAAGACCUCAGCAAGCUGGCCGAGAUGGCCUACUACGGCUACGGCAAAGCAGCCGCGCGCUACUCUCUACCCUGAACCACACACCCCUGUGGCUCCUUCAAAAAGUUUCCAUAGGCCAAUUGGAGGGAAGUGUGUGUGUGUGUGUGUGUGUGUGUGUGUGUGUGUUUGUUUGUUUAUGGGACCAUCUUGGUCUUUUGCACUGGAGGACAGAAAAACCUGUGAAAGUUUUCUUUGGGAUGGGUGGGUUUUUUUUUUUUUUUUUUUCGUUUUUUUUUUUUCUUCUGGAGUGCCAACUAUUUGUCACAUUACCCUUCAUAUUUUUGUGAACUCUCCACCCCUCCAUCUGAAAGACUGUUUUUUUGUGUAAAAAUGUUUGAAAUUAUUUUUUUUCCCCCAAGAGUCAUGUUGAAGUCUUUGACAUAAGCAGUUAAAUUGCAAAAUAUUCCUGAGGCUAAUGCAUUACUAUGUGUAGUGAAAUAUGUACAGCCAUCUUGAGGCACUUAACAGACGGAUAAUCCAUGGCUCCAUUCAGGAGGGCUCUGUUGGUGACGUCCUCCCAUUCAUGGGCAUUUUGUUCUGGUUUUUUUAUUUUAUUUGUUUUGCUAUUUUGUCCAUAUUAAAGCACAUCAUGAAAUGAGUCAGUAGCACCUCUCCAUGUCCUCUGCAGAGUUCAGCACAGCGAGUUGCUUGGACAAACCAAAGCUGACUAAAUGAAAAUGGUCUCCAACAUUGGGGUGUGUUUUGUCAUUUCCUUUCUCAUUUUUACCCCCUCUUCUGUUUUUAUGUUUCUUCAUCUUUUUUAUCUUUUCACACUCGAUCUCUGUCUGACACACUGUGAUUAUCGUUACAAAUGACAUUUUCUGCAGCUAUUCUGUGAACUGUUGAGGAAGCAAACAGCAUGUAUUUUUUCGAUUUGUAAACUCGGUGAGCUGUACGUUUCUGCUUUUUUGGUGUGUUUAUGAGUGACUUCUUCCAGUGCCUGGCUCGCUCGCUCGCUCGCUCUCUCUCUCUGGGUGCUGGCCCAGAGUCCUGCUUUGUUUGUGUCGCUUCACCCCCAUGGCCUUGUGAACCACCGUGCAGUUCCUGCCACCAUCACCAUGUAAUAAAACAGUGAGGAGCCAAUCCUCCUGGAAACUGUCUAAGUUGGUGGGGGAAAAAUGACAAUGCUAGAAUAAUUGGAGUGGCUGGCCAAAUAGUGGGAACAUUACUUAUCAUACUCUCAAUUCUUGGUCAUAUUUCUCAUUCAUGUCAUCCCACAAACCCCCCCCUCCCCCCUACGAAACUUUGGGAUCACUGAGACUGUCUGAAUGCCAUAUAUAUUGAAGGUCUGUUUUGUAUAUGAUGUUUAAAGCUGAAUGUGUUCUGUAUGUUUCACUUCUGUUCGAGUUUUCACCUCUCCUGGACUUAUCCACCAGUAGACCAAAGAGUCUGACAGGCCCUUCUCCGUUUUACCAAUCAUCCCAUCUGCUGGAGAGAAAGCAUGGGAGGAGAGGAGCCCUCUAUAUUAUUAACACCCCUGCCUCCCCCGUCUAUCCUUCCCAGAUUUUGAGCUUAGCUCUUCUGUAGCUUACUGUCAGCCUGGCUACUAAUAUUUCAUUUUUAAUGAGGUAGAUCUCGCAGGCAAACAGACUGACUGACUGCUGCCAGUGUCUAUCCCUCUCCUGUCUGGCAUGAGCAGCUGCCAUUUCCCAGCCUCCGCAUCCACAAUCAUCCCAGCUCCUGUCUUUCCAUUCCUUAACCUUCAUGCGACAUAAAAUCUUAAAAUAAUAACACACCACUACAUUGUAUUAACUCUUACACCCCCCCCCCCCCUCCCCCUCCAAAUAAAUCCCUUUACCGAUGCCCCCCCCCCCCCUUCCGCCGGGAAAAGGACUGCCCUGAAAACUUUGGACAGAAAUAUUAACUGCCCUUGUGUGUGCGCGCGAGUGUGCCAUCCAUCACGGCUGCACAGCGGUGUGAAGUGAUGAACGACAGGCUGCAGACAUGUGACAGGGCCAUAGACCCAAAAGAGAAUGAUUGGGGGAAACUCAAUGUAUUCUUCAGCUUCUCUCUCCACACUCUGCUUAAGCUUUAUACUCUCAACACCACCUGCCCGUGAGGCAUCCUCACAAAGAAUUAAGAAAAUAAUGUGGAUUAUAGAGCUGUACAUUCAACUAUAACAAAAAGAGAGAAAAAAAAAUACCAAACAUGAAUUUCAUUUCAAUCGCAGCUUUAGUUCUGCAAAGUUUUUUUUUUUUUUGUCAAGUUUAGGUAUGGUAAAGCUUUUCUUUUUUGCACAUUGAUGUGAAUAUGCUGUCAAUAGAAUUCUAUGUUAAAUGUUGUGUUUCAAACAAUAUUGUAAAUUAAUACAUUUAUUUACCUUAAGAAAAAAAUGGUGUCAAAGUGUUGAUUGAUGAGACAAAGAAAUAGAAAUGGAUCCAAACAUCUAAGAAGAUUUAUUAGAGCAUUUUUGAAAAGGCCCAUAAAAUGGUUCAUGGCAAUAUACAGUAUGAGGAGACAAUACAGUACUUCAUGUUACAAAAAUAAAGAACCUUGGAAAUCCAGGGAAGGGCAAAUGAGCGUAACUUGGUGGUGAAAGACAGCAGGACUGAGUUUCUCUUCACAACACACUACUGAUUCUAGUCACUUCUCUUCUUCUCUUCACGUCUCCCCUUCAGCACAUAAUGCAUGUGGUUUUCAUGACCUUUUAAGUUUAAAAUGAGGUACAAAAGAUGA